ACCUCCCACUCUACACAAUCAAGGAAUUUGCCUGCGCACUCGAUCAAGCGCCUAUUAAGAGUGCAUCAGACGCCCCUAUAAUACGACGCUGUAUACCGCAACGACGAUUCCAGUGCUUUUGGGUACUAUAUUUGGCGGCAAGCUCGACUCGGCCGGAAACAAUAGCGGCGCUACCGCAUCGACUACUUUGGCAGGCACACUCUAGUCGCGACGCCUCCCCUUUGUCCCAGCCGUCGGGCAAGCUCCAACGGGUCACAACAGAACCACCUGCCACUACGAACGCAAUCUGCACAUCGAUCAAGACGACCACUGUGAAGGUCGACACCUUUCACCGGCUGUGUUGCAUGUGCGCAUGAUCUGGCCGCGGGCAUGCCACCUUCACACCCCUACCGCACGCCAGAACCACCCGACUCACCUGUCAACGACUCCGAUUCCGAUGCAGACCUAGAUCUUCAAGAGCUCGACCCGACAACUUCGUCACAGACAGCAGCCAGCUCGGCCCAGCGGGCUCCGCGCAUCGCGCUGCGAAACCUCCGCAUGGGGGGCCUGAGGCGGUCCGGCAACAGAGGUCGCGGCUAUGGCGAGGCCGGCGCCAGACGAGAUGGCAAUGAGGAUGCGAUGGGGCUGCUCGAAGACGACGAGGGGCAGCCAGGCCGAUACUCCGACGGCAGUCGCCGAGCCGACGACGACGCGCCUCUACUGAAUGAGCAUGGAUCCCGCUCUCGAAGACGGCCCUCUUUCGCCAGCGAUCGCCUGGCGAGUAUAGGGUCGACGUUGCGCCUGCCGAGCUUUCUUUCCGUAGCGGGCUCCCAGAAGGGGGCCCCGAGUCCAGACGAUGCGGACGAUGCCGAGGAAGACGAUCCCUCAGCAUCUCGAGUUAUAUCAGUUGGAGCAGCGCAAUCCGUGCGCUUUCCCCCGAAUCUUAUAUCAAAUGCGAAAUAUACCGCUUUCAGCUUCCUCCCCGUCACGUUAUACAACGAAUUCUCUUUCUUCUUCAACAUGUACUUCUUGCUGGUAGCUCUCUCCCAGGCUAUCCCCGCCUUGAGGAUAGGCUAUCUUUCGACGUACGUGGCACCCCUGGCGUUUGUGCUUAUCAUCACGAUGGGCAAGGAAGCAUACGACGACAUUGAACGGCGGCGGAGAGACAACGAAGCGAACGCGGAGCCAUACCAGGUCUUGCAGUUCAGCAAAGAUCCUCCAGCACGCGACCAAGCCGGCCGAACUGCGCAGACGCUGAAGUCAUCCUCGCUGCGAAAUGGACGGCGACGUGCUGCCCUGAACCGGGACAGAUUGGCGGAUAUACAGGAGGAAGAGGAGCGCGCGGAGGGUGAGGGUAUUCAUCAGGCAUCGUCCUAUGUGACGGAAGUAAGCAAGAAGUCUCGUGACCUAAAGGUUGGAGACGUUCUGAAACUCAGCAAAGGCCAACGAGUGCCGGCAGACAUCGUCAUCCUGAAGUGCAUCACUGCGGAUGUCACCCCGGCUACCGAGGCGACCCCUCAGAAUACAGGCACUGAGUCGCUGCUGGUCGACACCUCAGAAACUGACGAAGCGGGCUCGCACACUUCGAGAUCCAGGAAGGGAAAGGCGGCUGAAACCACGCAGUCAGAACCUGCGAGCGAAGGUCCUUCUGGUGAGACAUUUAUCAGAACAGAUCAGCUUGAUGGCGAGACAGAUUGGAAGCUACGUCUGGCGUCUGCCCUGACCCAGUCCUUACCACUGGAGGAAUUUGUGCGACUCCGCGUAACCGGCGGCAAGCCUGACAAGAAAGUCAACGACUUUGCGGGGACAGUCGAGCUCUUACCACCGAGGUCCGCGCGUCGGAAUUACGAUGUGGUUGAGGGCGAGGAGGAAGACUCGAGCUCGGCGCCCCUGUCGAUUGACAACACCGCCUGGGCAAAUACUGUCAUUGCAUCACAAGCGAUCACACUUGGCGUGAUCGUCUACACUGGUCCACAGACCCGAUCCGCACUUUCCACCUCAGCCUCACGGUCCAAAACCGGCCUGCUCGAAUUCGAAAUCAACUCUCUGACCAAGAUCCUCUGUGCCCUGACACUGGCCUUGUCCAUCAUCCUUGUCGCUUUGGAAGGGUUUGGCAAUACUGAGGGCAACAUUUGGUAUGUCAAGAUCAUGCGGUUUCUGGUUCUAUUCUCGACCAUUGUCCCCAUCAGUCUGCGCGUCAACCUGGAUCUUGGAAAGAGCGUAUAUUCCUGGUUUAUCCAGAGGGACCCAGGUAUCCCUGGUGCUGUGGUGCGCACAAGCACGAUCCCGGAAGACCUCGGGCGCAUCGAGUACCUACUCAGCGACAAGACCGGUACUCUUACGCAGAAUGAGAUGGAGAUGAAGAAGAUCCACGUCGGCACGGUUUCUUAUGCCAAUGACGCCAUGGACGAGGUCGCAGCCUAUGUCAAGCAUGGAUUUGUCAGUACGACGGCAGAUAAUUCUCUAGUGACGCCCUCGUCUACAUUCACCACAACAGCGGGAGUCACAGCGACACGGACGCGGCGCGAGAUCGGUACACGGGUGCGAGACGUCGUUUUAGCCCUGGCCUUGUGCCAUAAUGUCACGCCAACGACAGACGAAGAGGAUGGUCAGAUCGUUACUUCGUACCAAGCCUCAUCGCCAGACGAGAUUGCCAUCGUGCGGUGGACAGAGUCUGUCGGGCUUCGAUUAGCAUCUCGAGAUCGCAAGAGCAUGGUACUUGAGUCUACAACCACAGGGAAGCCUGUGGUUCAAGUGCGAAUCCUGGAGGUCUUUCCAUUCACAUCUGAAGGCAAGCGCAUGGGCAUCAUUGUUCACUUCUACGAGCACUCACAAGCUUCACCGCCGAGCUUGGACUCGGGAGAGAUAUGGUUCUAUCAGAAAGGCGCCGACACGGUCAUGAGCAAGAUUGUUGCUGCAAAUGAUUGGCUCGACGAGGAAACUGCAAACAUGGCUCGCGAAGGCUUGAGAACGCUUGUGGUUGGCCGCAAGAAGCUCGCACUCAGCCAGUACCGCGAGUUCUUGGCGGCAUACCAGGCAGCAUCUCUCGCAAUCACUGGUCGCGAUGCUGGCAUGCAGCAAGUGGUUGCACAGCAUUUGGAACACGAUCUCGAAUUGCUCGGUGUCACUGGUGUUGAGGACAAAUUGCAACGUGACGUCAAGCCGUCUCUCGAGCUCCUCCGGAAUGCCGGCAUCAAAAUCUGGAUGUUGACAGGAGACAAGGUCGAGACGGCAAGGUGUGUUGCAGUCAGCUCGAAGCUUGUUGCUCGCGGGCAGUACAUCUAUACGGUAGCACAGCUCAAACGCAAGGAGAAUGCCCAAGACCAUCUCGACUUCCUCCGCAGCAAGACCGACUCUUGCUUGCUGAUAGACGGCGAAAGUCUGACUCUGUUCCUUACGCACUUUGGGCCCGAGUUUAUCUCCGUGGCUGUACGCCUCCCCACGGUCGUCGCGUGCCGGUGCUCGCCAACACAAAAAGCCGACGUGGCGCGACUGAUCAAGGACUUCACCAAAAAGCGCGUCUGCUGCAUUGGCGACGGUGGCAACGAUGUAUCUAUGAUUCAGGCCGCUGACGUCGGUGUUGGUAUCGUCGGAAAAGAAGGACGCCAAGCUAGUCUUGCUGCCGACUUCUCCAUUGAGCAGUUCUGCCACCUCACCAAGCUUCUCGUUUGGCAUGGCCGUAAUAGCUACAAGCGCAGUGCUAAGCUCGCCCAGUUUGUCAUACAUCGCGGUUUGAUCAUUGCCGUAUGUCAGACCAUGUACAGCAUCGCCAUCAAGUUUGAGCCAGAGGGUUUGUACAAGGACUGGCUCCUGGUUGGUUACGCCACGGUGUACACUGCCAUGCCUGUCCUGUCUUUGGUGCUGGACAAGGAUGUCGACGAGAACCUCGCCAACCUGUACCCCGAGCUUUACAAGGAGCUGACCUCUGGCCGCUCGCUUUCUUAUCGGACGUUCUUCGUGUGGGUGGCAGUCUCGAUCUACCAGGGCGGCAUGAUUCAGGGCCUAUCGCAGCUUCUGACCGAGGUGGACGGGCCGAAGAUGGUUGCCGUGAGCUACACGGUCCUCGUGCUCAACGAGCUGCUCAUGGUCGCCAUUGAGAUCACCACGUGGCACCCGGUUAUGAUCGCCUCGAUUGUGGGCACGUUCCUGAUCUACAUUGCCUCGAUUCCUUUCCUCGGCGGGUACUUUGACCUUGACUUCCUACUGAGCUGGGGUUUCCUAUGGCGAGUCCUUGCUAUCGCCGCGUUGUCUCUGAUUCCUCCGUAUGCAGUCAAGCUCAUUCGGAGAACGAUGAGGCCGCCCUCGUACAGGAAAGUGCAGGGGAUUUGAGGAGCCAUGCGUCAGCUUCGCGCGCAUGUUCUUGGAGGAAAAGGUAAAGAUGGGCAGAGUUUUUGGCUAUCGAAUCAGUGACGAAAGCAUAGUUUCCUUUUUAACGAUGAGCAUUUUCAGUGGCGUCCUUGUCGUGGUUUCUUUCAUGUGUGGUCAUGGAGAGGUUGGUAAGGAAGGCGGUGGUCCACGGACUGUUGAGCUGCUGGCCGAGUUGUUUUGCUUUUGUACGUAGUCAUGACUUUACAUACAUAUAUAUCUCUGGGUAUCUUGCCGGCUGGGGUGCGAAUUUACCUCUAUUCCAUCACUCCUGGCGCCGCUGUAAAGGCGAAAGAAGUGUGCUGACAAAGCAGAGAUGCCGCCCAAGACGGACUCUCUUAUCUACAAGUGACGC
Molecule: messenger RNA, 4699 nt
Organism: Microdochium trichocladiopsis
Lineage: Eukaryota; Fungi; Ascomycota; Sordariomycetes; Xylariales; Microdochiaceae
Exons: 2
Coding region: 370-4308 (1312 amino acids)
Biological process (GO): phospholipid translocation; endocytosis; retrograde vesicle-mediated transport, Golgi to endoplasmic reticulum
Cellular component (GO): trans-Golgi network; plasma membrane; endosome
Molecular function (GO): ATP hydrolysis activity; magnesium ion binding; ATP binding
Source: RefSeq, a predicted model, not a curated record